AUGUGGUUGAGCGAUGGUCAAAAAAUCGGUAUUGCCCUCGUGGCAUUUGGUAUAUUCUUCCAGUUUCUGGGGAUAAUGUUAUUCUUCGAUGGACCUUUAUUGGCAUUAGGAAAUAUCCUAUUUCUAUCCGGACUACCAUUGAUCAUAGGUCCAACCAAGACGUUCUACUUCUUCUCUAGGAAAGAGAAAUGGAGAGGUACAUUAUGUUUCUUUGGUGGAAUAUUAUUGGUAUUUUUCAAAAGACCUAUAAUUGGUAUAUUAAUUGAAUUCGUUGGAUUCAUCGGUUUAUUCGGUUCAUUCUUCCCCGUCAUCCUUCAAGCACUCCGACAAACUCCUUUCAUAGGUACUUUCCUAUCUCUACCUUAUAUACGAGGGGCCGCAGAUAAAUUAGCAGGUGUCAGACAAAGUGCUGUAUAA
Molecule: messenger RNA, 417 nt
Organism: Kwoniella botswanensis
Lineage: Eukaryota; Fungi; Basidiomycota; Tremellomycetes; Tremellales; Cryptococcaceae
Exons: 7
Coding region: 1-417 (138 amino acids)
Biological process (GO): endoplasmic reticulum to Golgi vesicle-mediated transport; retrograde transport, endosome to Golgi
Cellular component (GO): endoplasmic reticulum; Golgi cis cisterna; Golgi membrane
Source: RefSeq, a predicted model, not a curated record